GUCAAAUGCUCAGAAGUGCCCUGCAUCUCCUCCUGUUUCGGCAACCUUACAUAUUACACUUAUUACACUGUCCAGCUGCCAGUCAUGGAAAACUACUACUUUGAAUUUUAGAACAGAACACACUCACAGGACUCAUCGCAUUGGACGCAAAAUUCUUGGCACCCUGCGUAACAGGCGCAUUUGUUUGGAUACUCUCUGCACAGAAGAAAAUCGGACUACUUUCCGUGAAUUGAUUUCCUGAAAACAGAUUUAUAGAGAUACUUUUAUGAGCUGGUAUGAGCAAUUACAGCAAAGCUGGGACACACAGUGUUAUAGUGCCGCUCCCUGAUUCAGCACCCAGUGAUGGAUAGCGCUCAUUGUGCGGAAACUGAUGGCACAGUACUCGCUCUCCUCCGGUCCAAACAGCGCUGACAGUGAGCAGAGACGGAGACUUAUGGAUGCUGAGAUCUAAAGUAAGUCAGUCAGAGCGCUGUCACUGUCAUUCCCCGCCCACAGAAUUGAAAGCGGUUAUCGUGACAGUAGCUGUGAUGUGGUCCUAACGUGCUUCUCAGCUGCGAAGAUGACAGAUGUUGCUCACACUUUUCCACAUAGCGUUUCGACAGUGGACGGAAGCUGCUCCGUGCUUUCUUGUGAAGUUUUCUUUGCUGUCAAGAGGACGAAAUGGGAUCCAACCACCUGUUCUCCGCCGGGACGGCUUUUAUUUGGGCGCUACUCUUGAGUCCGGCCGCCCUCUGUGACGAGAAGACCCACUCACAUGCUGAAGAUGACCUUUUCAAGACCCUGUUCGCUGGGUACAACAAGUGGUCGAGACCUGUGCCAAACAUCUCAGACGUCGUCAUUGUCAAGUUUGGACUCUCCAUAGCCCAGCUUAUUGAUGUGGAUGAAAAGAACCAAAUGAUGACAACCAACGUGUGGCUUAAACAGGAGUGGAAUGACUACAAGCUUCGCUGGAGACCGUCUGACUAUGACAACGUGACAUCCAUAAGAGUGCCGUCAGAGCUCAUAUGGGUACCAGAUAUUGUCCUCUAUAACAAUGCUGAUGGCGAAUUUGCUGUGACCCACAUGACAAAAGCUCACCUAUUCUACACGGGCAAAAUUCGCUGGGUGCCUCCUGCCAUUUACAAGAGCUCUUGCAGCAUUGAUGUCACCUUCUUCCCCUUCGAUCAACAAAACUGUAAAAUGAAAUUUGGCUCCUGGACUUACGACAAAGCCAAAAUUGACUUGGAGCAGAUUGAAAAUACUGUGGAUCUCAGCAACUACUGGGAGAGCGGCGAAUGGGCCAUUAUCAAUGCCGUGGGAACGUAUAAUACAAAGAAAUAUGACUGCUGCCAUGAGAUUUACCCAGACAUCACUUACUUCUUCAUCAUCCGACGUCUUCCCUUAUUUUACACAAUCAACCUCAUCAUCCCCUGUCUGCUGAUCUCAUGCCUCACGGUUUUGGUUUUCUAUCUACCGUCAGACUGCGGUGAGAAGAUUACCCUGUGUAUCUCCGUGUUGUUAUCCCUCACUGUCUUCCUGCUACUCAUCACGGAGAUCAUACCUUCCACAUCCCUCGUUAUCCCUCUCAUCGGCGAGUACCUCCUCUUCACCAUGAUUUUUGUCACCCUGUCCAUCGUUAUCACUGUCUUUGUCCUCAACGUCCACCACCGCUCUCCCAGCACUCACAAGAUGCCCCAUUGGGUCCACUCUGUGUUCCUGGACUUGAUUCCACGUUGGUUGUUCAUGAGACGGCCCGCACCAGAUGGCCGCCGUCGCAGGCUGUUGCUCCUUCAACAGGAAGCGGUGGCAGAGCGGCGCCAGCUCCGAAUAACCGGGUAUAAAUCGGGCAACUGUAUCAGCACCUCAGCUAACUGGCUAAGAGAUGGAACCACAUUGGAAGACCCCGAGAGAAGCUGUUAUGAGGACUUGGAGCUGGGAACACUGACAUCCUAUUUCUCCUUCCGUCCUCCUUCUCCCAGACCUCCAGGGUCAACUCCUCCGCCACAACAAAAAACCCCACAGAACAGCCAGAGCCGACAAGAGGUGGUGGCAGGGGGGAACAGGCACUUAACUGGAACCAGAGGUAAUUCCACUCCUCGGCCGGCUAAAGUUGACAAUAAAGUGUCACAGUCAGCUUUCCUGCUUUCACCAAGUGUCAUGCGUGCAUUAGAAGGGGUGCACUACAUUGCAGACCACCUGAGGGCUGAGGAUGCUGACUUCAGUGUGAAAGAGGACUGGAAGUAUGUUGCCAUGGUGAUUGACCGUAUCUUCCUGUGGAUGUUCAUUAUUGUCUGCCUGCUUGGGACAAUUGGCCUGUUCUUGCCACCGUGGCUAGCCGGCAUGAUUUAAGGCUUCUGGGAAAGAAUUGUAUUCACAGUCACCUCCUCUUGAAAGAUACUUUAAAGUGUAGCUGAACUCUUCUUCAAAUCGAGUAAUCUGACUCAACUUUGUGCAACUCGGUGCAACCCAGGUGUCCUCAAAAGGCCGUUGUGCUCUUUACACGUCACCAAAUAUAACUUAUGAAUAGUGGAGACAACUCUGCUAUUUUCAGAUUCUUAUUCCUAGUUGGCUAAAAAUCAACUACAAUCUACAUUUUUAAGGGAAGAUCAGACUCAGUAACUUACUGUUAGCUAUAAAGUCUUGGCUCAAGUUUCAUCUCAGAUGCACUUUGUCAGCCUCAGGUUUACUCCUUCAGCAUCAUCUGUAACAUUUCUCAGGUUGUUUUUGACCUGAAUGCAAACAUUUGCAUGUUAACAUUCACUAAAGUUAACAUGGCUGUUGAAAACUGUGCUAAUGUUGGUAUUUUAGUGUGCAAAUGUUAAUCACUUUUUAGCAUGUUAGCAUAACAUGCUAGUUAAAUAUGUAGUGCCAACGGCUGUGUUAGUAGGGUGUCACAGUGAUCACAUUUUUCUUUCCUAUAGUUUCAGGGAUUGCAGCUUAAAACUCAACAACUUAAUAACAUUGCAUUCACUGAUAGCAGACGGAUCAGUGGAAGCUGUUUGUCAUCUUGCUGUCUUAGCAGAAGUCAAACUCUGAAUCAGACUCGGUUUAUCAUCCCAAUGUUAGUGUCUUGUAAAAGGCUCAAGGAUGGAGAUUAAAACAUUAAGAAAACAAGCUUGUUUUAAAUUCGCCUUAUUUUCAUGCUCUUUACUUCAUAGUUAUCUGUCUGUCUUUUUGUCUGACCAUUGGUAUGUCCAGAAAAUGAUGACAGCGGCUAUAUGUGCAGGCGGGGCCGUGCGCGUGUCAUCACACGUCAUCUGCCUUAAAGGCGUGAAUAAAGGUUUCUUCAGCCAGGACACGCGAGGGCUUGAUAUUCCAUACUUAUGUGUUGUACCGAGUGAAUCGACUGAAAGGGAACUAACUACUAGAGCCUAUUCUACAUUUGAGUUGUAUUUUAAUAAUAUUUGUCAUGAAUUUGUUCUCUUUGAUUCUAAGCAAAGUUUUCUUUCACCACAUAUUCUGGAUGGUGGUGAAUAAUCCUUCAAGAAAUGGGCAUUCAAAUGUGAUAUAGUCCUCAGUGCAUCCCUAGUCUGAUUUUAGUAGGGGUAACUGGACUGGCUGCUCCAAAGGGGAUCUUGGACAAAUGACUAAAUAUAAUCAUUUUCUAUUUAAUAUGCCACCAUUGGUCAGUGGUAUUGCUCAAAACUGCUUCAUGAAGUUUUGAAUUCAUUUGCUACUUUUAAAGGUUUCCAGUCAUGAACUGAAAAAUGAAGAGCUUAGUCUGCGUUGCAAGAUUUAUUAUCAUCCACUGGAGCCAACAAAUGCAUGGAAGUUUAUCACAAUCUGUUCAAGUUGCCAUGACACUGGUAAACCAAUGAACGUUUAAAAAAUAGGGAGAAUUAAAUAUGUGAACAAUGCCAUCUGGGUUGCUUCUUAUCAGAUUAAAAGUUGUUGAUGACACUGUUCUCUUUGUGUAUGGUGGGAUGAACACCCAUUAUUAUAGACUAUAUUGGAUACACGUUGGGGUGAUUUGGUUAAGACAAAAAAUGCAUCAGCACAGGUUUUUUCCUUCUGGCGAUGCUGCAACAAUUCCAAGUAUUUUUGAUUGAGCAUACUAUACAAUA
Pelmatolapia mariae (spotted tilapia) is the source of this 4043-nucleotide messenger RNA. It is a transcript of the gene chrna2b, whose product is annotated as cholinergic receptor, nicotinic, alpha 2b (neuronal). The record is from RefSeq and is a predicted model, not a curated record. Bases 661 to 2328 code for a protein of 555 amino acids. Gene Ontology annotation, cellular component: postsynaptic membrane; synapse; plasma membrane. NCBI's taxonomy places the organism in Eukaryota, Metazoa, Chordata, Actinopteri, Cichliformes, Cichlidae. Gene Ontology annotation, molecular function: acetylcholine receptor activity; acetylcholine-gated monoatomic cation-selective channel activity. The transcript is spliced from 6 exons. Gene Ontology annotation, biological process: synaptic transmission, cholinergic; monoatomic ion transmembrane transport; response to nicotine.